Talaromyces marneffei is the source of this 513-nucleotide messenger RNA. RefSeq lists its product as uncharacterized. The coding region runs from base 1 to 513 and encodes 170 amino acids. Lineage: Eukaryota; Fungi; Ascomycota; Eurotiomycetes; Eurotiales; Trichocomaceae. The transcript has 2 exons. The record is from RefSeq and is a predicted model, not a curated record.
AUGGCUUUCAAUGCGAAAAAUCUAAGCUAUGACCGAAGCGAACCCGCAUUCUUGCGCAAACUUCGAGAUCAAUACGGCGGAGCUGAUAAUGUACGCCAUGAACGACCCGUACCACGUCCGCGCAAGCCAAAAGACAACGACGAUGACGAUGCGCCUGUCUACGUAGAUGAGGAGACAAAUGAAACUAUAUCAAAAGAGGACUACGAACAACUAGUGAACGGCACUGAAGGCAAAGACGAGAGCACCGACCAGGACGAGAAAGGAUUAGAGGAAUCGACAGAUGCUGCAGAUUCCAAAGCUACAGAACAGGCCGCUGGCGACGAGACAAAAACUCAACAGAAUCUAGCCGAGAUCGGUACCCAGAAGAAACGAAGAAAAGCCAAAGUCAUCCAAGAGGACGACGUUGCGGAGGACGGGUCGCGGAGCAAGGACAGUUCAGCGACGUCAAAAUCCAGUGCCAAACCGAAUGCGAAAAGGAAGAAGAUCAAAUUGUCCUUUGACGAGCCAGAAUGA